This is a messenger RNA of Tetrahymena thermophila SB210, 2004 nucleotides long. RefSeq lists its product as hypothetical. NCBI's taxonomy places the organism in Eukaryota, Ciliophora, Oligohymenophorea, Hymenostomatida, Tetrahymenidae. The record is from RefSeq and is a predicted model, not a curated record. The transcript has 6 exons.
AUGCGCUCUAAAGCUAAUUUAUAGACUAAUCCAUCUCCAUUUAAGUGUUAAACUUUAUAGGAUUUACAAGAAUAGAUUUUGUAAGUCAACAAAAUGCAGCGUAUUCCUACUGAAACAGAUAAAGGAAAAGGUUCUACGAGCAAUUUAUUAUUGAAGUUUGAAAAUUACCUAGAUAGCAAUUUAAGAGUUAAUAGAGAUUAGUAGUACUAAAGUGAACAUUCAAAAUAUAACUCGAGAAGAAAUAGUGAAAUAAAAUUUAUGGAGAAUCAAACUAAAAAUUAAAUAGAACUAGCAAAUAAUUAUAAUAGUAUGUCAAGGAAGCCAAGUUAUUUAAGCAUAGCUUCAACUCUUAAAUAAGAUGAUUAAACUUAAUAAAAACUUGAUCUUUCUAAAUAAGAUAAAUUAUAAAAAGAAAAAUCAGGGCUACUUUAGCUUUUGCAAAAUCCUGCUCAAACUUCAACAUCUAAUAAUUAUAUUGAAUUUAUAGAGCAAAGAUAAAGAGAGCUGCAAAAAAAAGCACUAGCUUCAGCUCAUAUGUCAAGGGAAUAAUCGCCAAGUCUCGUUAAUAACACACCAAACCUUAUUUAAAACUCACCAAUAGGUUACUUAAGUUAAAAUGCCUAUUUAAGCCAUACACCAAUUUAAAAAAAGGUUGAUAUAUUUUAAUAUAACACUUCAAACCUACUCAAAACAUCAUAAGUAAACGAAUACUCAGAUAAAAAUCAAUAUAGUAUAAUUGGAAAGCAUAAAAGAAAUCAAAGUGCUCAACUACUCAACAAUGGAUAAUAAGGCUAUAUCUAAAAUACUCCUCUUACUGAAAACAAAACAUUUCUUGCUUCAGUAUAAAAUAAAAUUUAAAAUACUCCACUUCAAUAGAAACCAAUCGUAUCACAGCCAUAAUAAAUAUAAAUGUAAGCAUAAAAGCCAUAAUAUGAAGUAUAGCUUGAGUAAUAAAUCUACAGUACUUAAAAGUAAAAGAAAUUUUAACUCUAAUUAGACUAAAAAAAGCCACUCAAAGAAUCUUUUUCAGAAACCUAAACAACCAGCAACUCCACUUAAAAAAGAUCUAUGCUAGGUUAAUAUAAUAAUUAUGCUAAAAAAUAAUCAGCAGAUUUAAGACAUAUUAACAUCAACUCUUAUAUGUCUCAGAUCAACUAAUAAGAUCAACAAAAUGAAAAUUAAUAACCCUAUAAUGAAUAACUAAAUUAAAAUGUUAACUUAUAUUCUUGCUUAAAGACUAAUAAUUCUCAAUAAAAAUUAAAAACAUCUGCCAUCAACUCUUCGAAUGUUAUGAAGAGCUACUCUAACAAAGAAAAUGAUGAUAGCUACAUAGCGAAUUUCAAUCUUAUAAAAAAGUCAAAUAAUGAUCUUUCAAUUUUUUAUACUUCAAACAGAGAGAAAGACAAUACCAAUAACCCCUCAAAUGGAAAAAGUGGACGUUCUUAUUUAUAAGCUAACUAAUCGAAUUUAGAUAAUAUAACAUGCAAUUUUUAAGGAUCAAAAUAAGACACAAAGGUAUCUAGUGAAGAAUUAGACGACUCAAUAAGGAAUAUACUCUAUUAAAAGAUUAAUUUUUAAAACGAUGGAUAGAUUUUUGAACCCAAAUAACUCAAAGCAGAUAAUUAUAUAGAAGAUUACAAUGAUAUUUAAGCUCUAUAACCAGAUGACCCAAGAGAUUAUUCAAAAAAUAGAAUAGAAUAUAACUAAUAAAACUCAAUCGAAGAAUAAGUUGUGUUUAAUAAUAGCUUAGAGUAAAACUAAUAAGAAGCUGAAUAAAUAAACUAAGGCUACAAAGAUAUUGAUUAAAAUAAUUAAAAUUAGGAGUAAAUAAAUGAUGAAGAUUUCUCUAAAGUUAAAAUAAAUGAAGAGAUUUCCUCUAAACAAAUCAAAACUUUAUCAAAUAUCUUUAAAAUUUGUGAUACUAAAAACCUUCCUAUAGAAUAUGUAGAGCAAUUAAUUUAACUUAAAAACGUUAUAUCAGAGAUAAUAUCUUAAAACUAAUGA